Molecule: messenger RNA, 1038 nt
Organism: Notodromas monacha
Lineage: Eukaryota; Metazoa; Arthropoda; Ostracoda; Podocopida; Cyprididae
Source: the annotation of a GenBank genome assembly
AGAAAGAAGGACUCUUCUGGCGGCGGAGGUGGAGAAAAGGGCGACGAGAAAUCCCCUGGUGAAGGCGACCGGAUUCAACCCGUGCCUCAGCCUCGACGUUGGAUUUCCGGCCCCCAGGAAAAGGCAAAUGUCGACAUGAUGACUGGUUUCGGGAAGAAAUCUUUGUGUUUGCGUGACGGCGAGCGUGAAAUUAGACGCUGUCCACACGAGCCAGGAGCGCUCUUUGUCGUGCCCUGGUUGUGUAUAAUCAAAAGCGGGGAAGUUUUACGAAAUGACCCGCGCCGGUUGGGUCUUGUGACCCGGGCAGCACGGGCGAGGUUGACGGGGCUUUUUUCUUUCCUGAACAUGCGUCGCUCAUCAUCGGGUUGUGACGACGAGGGAUUCCUGGACGAAAGCAAUCCUCCGUCCGCCAUGGCGUCCUCACCAGGCGCCUCUGAGAUGAGCUGUCUGAGUGACGCCAGCGUCGUCUCGAGUGCACCCAACAGCUGUCGACAAUCCCCGGAGACCACCACCAAAGACGACGUCGAGCCGUCGGACCUGAUCGCGGCUCCGUUGCCACCAGGACCGCCGCCAAAGAAACCGCCUCGAACAUUCGCACACGACGUUUACCUUCGCACCAAGGCCAAGCCCCGCGACGAAGACGAAAAGAAUAAUUACGCCGAUCCAGGCAGCAAACACAGUAACAAUAGUUUCCAUGGCAGCACUAGCAAUGUGAACGGAGUGCGCCGCCCGCGAUGUCCGCCCCCGAGUCCGCCGCGUCGCCUGGAAACGUCGCGAGCAGAGGAGAGGACGAAUCCGUAUGUUGACUUUACGCCGGCGUCGAGGGCGGCGAUUGUGGCGCCGGUGUCGACGACGUUGAAGCGGUGUCGCAGUGAAGAGCAUGUCUAUGCUGUGCCGUACGUGGAGGUUGGGGUGACGUUGCGGAGCAAGGUGUCGUCACCGGUGUAUGCCGAGAUCAGUGACGACCGUGACGCGGCACAACGGCAAAUUUCAACCAGAUCCGAUGAACUUCACUAUUCCGUGAGUAAUAAAUCAUGA